AUGCAAGAGAACAAGGCAAAGGCGAAGGUUCGGAAGUUGCAGGCGGACCAAUAUGUAACCAUUGCUACAGCAACAACAGGACAAAUUCAACAAUAUACUAAGUCAAUAACUACCAAGAUCUCGAAGAAGUUUCUUGAUGAAAAAGAAAGGACAGUAAAGCGUACCAAAACGUUUAAGGAAAGUGAUAACAAUGAUAAUAUCAAAAAUGAUCAUUUAUUGUUAUCAGAUGAAAAAUCCUUGUUAGGUAGAAAUGAUACGAAAGAUGGAACUCAAACACCUCCUCAUAAAAUUACCAGAAACACUUUCUUCGCUCAAUCCUCAACCAGUGAAAUCCAUGAAAGCAUCCUUAGAGCUUCUUCUGAGAAUUUAACGGGCUUAGAUGAGAUUAAGUAUUUCAAAGAAUUCAUUCCACUCUUCGAAGAAUACAAAGAUUGUGAAAAAAAUAAUGUGUACUCUUGCACUAAUGAUGAUGUCAUAGACAUCAGAAGUGAUGGCGGUUUUGCAAAAUUUUUAACUGAAGAGUACACAAGCUACUUUUUCUACGACCAAAAAGGAGUGCA
Molecule: messenger RNA, 560 nt
Organism: Funneliformis geosporum
Lineage: Eukaryota; Fungi; Glomeromycota; Glomeromycetes; Glomerales; Glomeraceae
Source: the annotation of a GenBank genome assembly